Jaculus jaculus (lesser Egyptian jerboa) is the source of this 3634-nucleotide messenger RNA. RefSeq names its product hyperpolarization activated cyclic nucleotide gated potassium channel 3 (gene Hcn3). Gene Ontology annotation, biological process: transmembrane transport; potassium ion transport. The transcript is spliced from 8 exons. Gene Ontology annotation, cellular component: membrane. NCBI's taxonomy places the organism in Eukaryota, Metazoa, Chordata, Mammalia, Rodentia, Dipodidae. Bases 1 to 2367 code for a protein of 788 amino acids. Gene Ontology annotation, molecular function: voltage-gated potassium channel activity. The record is from RefSeq and is a predicted model, not a curated record.
AUGGAGGAGGAGUCGCGGCCGGCGGCGGGCGCCGGCGGAGGGACCACCCCGGUGCUGGAGGCGGCGCCUGCGGCGGCUCCGGCUCCCGCUCCCGCUCCGGCACCGAACCCGGCCACCGCGGCCUCGGGUCCGGCCCCCGGUUCCGGCUCCGAGCCGAAGAGGAGGCCGCUGGGGAGUCUGCUGCAGCCCACCGUCAACAAGUUCUCCCUCCGCGUGUUCGGAAGCCACAAGGCGGUGGAGAUCGAGCAGGAGCGGGUCAAGUCGGCGGGGGUCUGGAUCAUCCACCCCUACAGCGACUUCCGGUUUUACUGGGACCUGAUCAUGCUGCUCCUGAUGGUGGGGAACCUCAUUGUCCUGCCUGUGGGCAUCACGUUUUUCAAGGAGGAGAACUCCCCACCGUGGAUCGUCUUCAAUGUCCUCUCCGACACUUUCUUCCUGAUGGAUCUGGUGCUCAACUUCCGAACGGGCAUCGUGGUGGAGGAGGGGGCGGAGAUCUUGCUGGCGCCCAGCGCCAUCCGCACGCGCUACCUGCGCACCUGGUUCCUGGUGGACCUCAUCUCCUCCAUCCCGGUCGACUACAUCUUCCUCGUGGUGGAGCUGGAGCCCCGGCUGGACGCCGAGGUGUACAAAACGGCCCGGGCCCUGCGCAUCGUUCGCUUCACCAAGAUCCUCAGCCUGCUGCGGCUGCUCCGCCUCUCCCGUCUCAUCCGAUACAUUCACCAGUGGGAGGAGAUUUUUCACAUGACCUAUGACCUGGCCAGCGCGGUGGUCCGCAUCUUCAACCUCAUUGGGAUGAUGUUGCUGCUGUGUCACUGGGAUGGCUGUCUGCAGUUCCUGGUUCCCAUGCUGCAGGACUUCCCUUCCGACUGCUGGGUCUCCAUGAACCACAUGGUGAACCACUCGUGGGGCCGCCAGUAUUCCCACGCCCUGUUCAAGGCCAUGAGCCACAUGCUGUGCAUUGGCUACGGGCAGCAGGCUCCCGUGGGCAUGCCCGACGUCUGGCUCACCAUGCUCAGCAUGAUCGUGGGCGCCACGUGCUAUGCCAUGUUCAUCGGGCACGCCACGGCCCUCAUCCAGUCCCUGGACUCGUCCCGCCGUCAGUACCAGGAGAAGUACAAGCAGGUGGAGCAGUACAUGUCCUUCCACAAGCUGCCGGCCGACACGCGGCAGCGCAUCCACGAGUACUACGAGCACCGCUACCAGGGCAAGAUGUUCGACGAGGAGAGCAUCCUGGGCGAGCUGAGCGAGCCGCUGCGCGAGGAGAUCAUUAACUUCACGUGCAGGGGCCUGGUGGCCCACAUGCCGCUGUUCGCCCACGCGGACCCCAGCUUCGUCACCGCGGUGCUCACGAAGCUGCGUUUCGAGGUCUUCCAGCCGGGGGACUUCGUGGUGCGUGAGGGCUCCGUGGGCAGGAAGAUGUACUUCAUCCAGCACGGGCUGCUCAGCGUCCUGGCACGCGGCGCCCGGGACACCCGCCUCACUGAUGGAUCCUACUUUGGGGAGAUCUGCCUGCUGACCAGAGGUCGGCGCACGGCCAGCGUGCGGGCGGACACCUACUGCCGCCUCUACUCGCUCAGCGUGGACCACUUCAACGCGGUGCUCGAGGAGUUCCCCAUGAUGCGCCGGGCUUUCGAGACCGUGGCCAUGGACAGGCUGCGCCGCAUUGGCAAGAAGAAUUCCAUACUGCAGCGGAAGCGCUCUGAGCCCAGUCCAGGCAGCGGCGGUGGCGUCAUGGAGCAGCAUCUGGUGCAACACGACAGGGACAUGGCCAGGGGUGUCCGAGGCCUGGCUCCGGGCACAGGAGCUCGGCUUAGCGGAAAGCCAGUGCUGUGGGAGCCACUGGUGCACGCGCCCCUGCAGGCCGCUGCCGUGACCUCCAGCGUGGCCAUUGCCCUCACCCACCAGCGAAGCCCCUUGCCUCUGUCCCCUGACUCUCCGGCCACCCUUCUUGUCCGUUCUGCUCGGCGAUCAGCGGGCUCCCCAGCCUCUCCACUGGUGCCUGUCCGAGCUGGUCCUCUGCUGGCCCGGGGACCCUGGGCAUCGACCUCCCGCCUGCCCGUCCCACCUGCCCGAACCCUCCAUGCCAGCCUGUCCCGAACAGGGCGUUCCCAGGUGUCACUACUGGGCCCUCCCCCGGGAGGCGGCCCACGGAGACUAGGACCUCGGGGUCGCCCGCUCUCGGCCUCUCAACCCUCACUGCCCCAGAGGGCAACAGGCGAUGGCUCUCCCGGGCGCAAGGGGUCUGGAAGCGAGCGCCUGCCCACCUCGGGGCUGCUGGCUAAGCCUCCAGCCACAGCCCAGCCCCCCAGGCCAUCGAUGCCCGAGCCGGCCACUCCCCGGGGCCCCCAGCUCUCUGCCAACAUGUGACAUCCUUGGCUACACUGGCUUUAGCUCUUGGUUAUAAUAGUGUAAGCCUGAGAACAGAUGUCCCCUGGGGGGAGCCGAGGGGAUCUGAAUCAGUGCCACCUUCCGCCAUGUUCUCUGUGCGCUCAGCUGGCGCAGCCGUAGUCGGGCUAGCCCUGGUCCACCCACCCAUUCGCCGUACGUACCCAGUGCCUACCAUCUUCAAGGUACCGUGCCAGGGGCUGUAUGUCUCCACUGCCACGUAGAAGUGACUCAAAGCCCUCUGACAAGUGUAUCCUGCCAGGCGCCGGUCUGGGCCUAGUCUCCUGCCGCCUUUUCUAAGCACAAGUACUUGCCACCACCAUCACUGCCAGCUAAUGAGAUGGCCAUCCGUCGGUGGCCCCGCAGGUCCUGCCCAGAGCGUUUUAUCUGCCUGUCUCCUUAGUGUAGCUGGGCAUUGUCAGUUAUUUGUGCCCCCCCCCCCGCCAGUGUCUGCCAACAAAUGUCUCAGGCUCUAAGUGUAGACAUCUACUUCUCCCCUUACUGCCAUCUGUGGACCCUCCCUAUCUAUAUUAAGCAGGAACACACAUCUUCUGCCAAGUCCCCUGCAAUCUCUGUGUGGUAAAACCAACCGUCUCUGUAAACUGGGAGCUGCCUUUCUGCUGUGCCCUGUGUCCUAAGGUUCCUUAUUUAUUGAGCCAGCUAGAUCCACACGCCCCUCUCUCCAGCCAGGUCAGACAGCAAGUGGCCAUGAUUCCUGUGACCUUUUUCUGUUGCCCUCUUUAUUUAUUCAGUCUUAGUCAUUAAUUUUAUUCACUUGCUAGUUUGAUUUAUUCUUUUUGUUGUUGUUGACUCAUUCCUUUAUCUGUCCUUCCUCACUCCAGGUAGGGAGACAGGAGGAGCAGGGGGAGGCAGGGCCCUCCCCUGCCAGCUCUGGGAUCCUUACACAAUGCCAUCAGCAGCAAUACUCAAAAAUCUCUCCCUCUGUGGGUAGUGGCAAGAGGGGCUGCGUGGAAGGGAGAGGAGGUCUGUGUCUGCUGUUGGGGAGGGCCUGGGGUACUCAAACCUAGGGGAGGGUUGGCCAGCCAGCCCCUCUGUCUUCUCAGGGACAAGAGUAGUCCACGACCCACCCACUCUGUCCCUUCUGACACUGCAGCAUUUAAGUGUGGAGUCAGGACCCUAAACCUGCUUUUCUCCUGGGUGAGGAGUUACAGGGCUCUUGGCAUGUGGGAGUUGUUUUUAUAAUUGCUCCUGAAUGGUUGGAUUAAAAAAAGAAAGAAAGAAAAAAAAG